This is a messenger RNA of Saccharomyces eubayanus, 1473 nucleotides long. It is a transcript of the gene GWT1, whose product is annotated as glucosaminyl-phosphotidylinositol O-acyltransferase. Lineage: Eukaryota; Fungi; Ascomycota; Saccharomycetes; Saccharomycetales; Saccharomycetaceae. Gene Ontology annotation, biological process: GPI anchor biosynthetic process; protein localization to plasma membrane. The record is from RefSeq and is a predicted model, not a curated record. Gene Ontology annotation, cellular component: membrane; endoplasmic reticulum. The transcript has a single exon. Bases 1 to 1473 code for a protein of 490 amino acids. Gene Ontology annotation, molecular function: glucosaminyl-phosphatidylinositol O-acyltransferase activity.
AUGUCGACGUUAAAACAAAGAAAAGAAGAUUUCGUGACAGGCCUCAAUGGUGGUUCCAUUACAGAAAUUAACGCAGUGACAUCAAUUGCGUUAGUAACUUACGUAUCAUGGAAUCUAUUGAAAAAUUCCACCUUUUUGCAAUCAAAGACGCCCAACGUACAAUAUAUCAUUGAUUUUGCAUUGAAUUGGGUUCCUUUGCUGUUAUCGAUUACUACUUAUGCUAGUGAUCCAUAUCUUUUAGGCUUCUUAAUAAUGAUUCCUUGUGUGUCCACAUUCAUCUACGGAAGAUUUACCAGCUCAAGCAAAUCUUCCGCUAAAGUACAUAAAAGGAACAACUUAACUUCACAGCAGUUCCAGCUGGAAAAGAAGCCUUAUAUUACUGCUUACCGGGGUGGGAUGCUUAUUCUAACUGCCAUUGCCAUCUUGGCGGUAGAUUUCCCCAUUUUUCCAAGAAGAUUCGCCAAGGUCGAAACUUGGGGUACGUCCCUGAUGGACCUUGGUGUGGGAUCCUUUGUGUUUAGUAACGGCAUUGUUUCUUCUAGAGCACUGCUAAGGAAUUCAGGCUUGAAGGAUAAACCCAGCUUUGUAAGAAAUGUAUUCAAUGCUCUGAAAUCUGGUGGAGCUCUAUUGUUUUUAGGCUUAAUGAGGCUAUAUUUUGUGAAAAAUUUGGAAUAUCAAGAACACGUUACAGAAUAUGGGGUACACUGGAAUUUUUUUAUCACUUUGGCUUUGUUACCACCUGUUUUGACUCUUAUUGAUCCCCUUACAAGAAUAAUUCCACGUUGUUUUAUUGCGACAUUAAUCUCUUGCAUCUAUGAAUGGCUAUUAUUGAAAGACGAUCAAACCUUAAGCUUCUUAAUUCUAGCUGAUAGAAAGGGUUUCUUCAAUGCUAACAGAGAAGGUAUCUUAUCAUUCUUAGGCUAUUGCUCGAUCUUUCUUUGGGGUCAGAACACAGGGUUUUACUUAUUAGGAAAUAAACCAACUUUAAACAAUCUUUACAAGCCUUCCACGCAAGAUGUGACUACUAAACCGAGAAAGCCUUCUGCUUGGAACCGUUGGACUUCAGUAACUCCAUUAACCGGCCUUUGUAUAUGGAGUGCAAUUUUCAUUCUCAUUAGUCAGUUGGUCUUCCAAUAUCAUCCUUAUAACGCAUCAAGAAGGUUUGCUAAUUUACCAUAUACUCUAUGGGUCAUUACGUAUAAUUUACUGUUUUUGACUGGAUACUGCAUAACUGACAAGAUUUUUGAUAAUUCAUAUGAAACUUAUAAGAUUGCAGAAUCGUUGGAGUCAAUCAACUCCAAUGGGUUGUUUCUAUUUCUUUUAGCAAAUGUGUCUACGGGUUUGGUUAACAUGUCAAUGGUUACAAUAGACGCUUCACCCAUGGUUUCACUUUUGGUUUUGCUUGCAUAUUGUUUAUUCAUUGCUGUCGUUUCAGUUUUCUUAUAUAGAAGAAGAAUUUUUAUUAAAAUAUAG